CUGCUCAAUCAUGGUACUCCUGAAACUACGUGCUUGGCUUUAUAAUGCCAUUUGGUCUUCUGCGAGCCAGGAUUCGCGAGAGUCAAAGCCUCGGAUUUUCGAUGUCCUCGACUUGACGGACAGUGCUAUAUUACUGGUUCUCAGUCAGAUAAGAUAGUGCUAGCAAACACCUUCCAACAUUCCCAGAAUACUCAGCCACCUGCGUUUCUUCAUGAUCCUUAUAUCGGUCUUCCGGUAAUUGGGACUGGCAUGACUGGAAUUAUCUUUCAACUAGGAGAAGAUCGUGUUGUUAAAAAAGCUAAACAGUACCAGUCUCAGCCCCUUCAAAACCACGAUGAUACCGAGUAUAUCAACGGAAUAAACCAGCAAGUUCUGGAGAAAGAGAUUCGGGCCUUUGAACGUCUGGGCAGCUAUAAAGGGAUUAUUCCCUGUUUUCAAACAUCACAAUAUGGGAUUGAGCUAGCCCUUGCACAAGGAGAUCUCGAGUCCUAUUUAGAGAAUUAUCCAGAGCGUGAAGACUCUUUCAAAAUUACCUGGAUAUUGAGUCUUAUCGAGACAUUCUCUUAUAUUCAUUCUCGCAAGGUAUUUGUGGAUGACAUCGCUCUCCGGAACAUCUUGAUUAUGGAUGAACAGCUCAAACUUGCGGAUUUCGGCCAGUCUAUUCUAUUACCCCUUGAUAUUGAUAUCACUUCUGCAACCGAAAAUGAUCUGAAUGCAAAGAUUGAGAUACUCCAUCUUGGCUGGAUACUUUACUCUAUUUCAUCUUGGCAUGUUCAUAAAUACUACUUCUUUGGCCCUGAGAACCCAGAUCUCCGUUGGCCAGAAGCAGACUCACUCCCAAAUGUUGAUAAUGUUUUAUGGGGGGGGAUUAUUAGGAAAUGCUGGGGUGGCGGAUAUGCAAGUAUGGACCAGUUGAAAAGAGAGGCUUACCAAUAUCUCAGUAGUUAGGAAUAGCUAGAGUACAUAGUCUCAACGUUUAACUUUUACUUCC
Messenger RNA from Aspergillus welwitschiae, 991 nucleotides. RefSeq lists its product as uncharacterized. Gene Ontology annotation, molecular function: protein kinase activity; ATP binding. Bases 250 to 948 code for a protein of 232 amino acids. Gene Ontology annotation, biological process: protein phosphorylation. The transcript is spliced from 2 exons. The record is from RefSeq and is a predicted model, not a curated record. Lineage: Eukaryota; Fungi; Ascomycota; Eurotiomycetes; Eurotiales; Aspergillaceae.